AUAGGCAAUUUAGUCCCUGAGAUUGUAACCACUUUGCAUAUUAGUCCCUGACUUAAAUUUUAAUUCAUAAUAGUCCCUAACUUUACCUCCGUUAUGCAAAUAAGUCCCUGCUGUUAAAAUCUAAUUUCCUCCGUUAGUCAAAUGUCUAUUUGGCAAAUGUAAGCAUCCAAUGUGGCAGGUUUGAGUCCAAGUCAGCAAUAUUAUGUGGCAAGGCAAGGACUGAAUUGAAAAAUUAGGUUUAAAAGAAAUCAAAAAUGAAGUAAACCCAUUUUCUCUUUCACUGUUGCUCUUCCCUCCCCUGCAUUCUCGUGAUUGAGGGUUCGCGCUUUUUGUCAGGUUGGUGGUUUCAUUCAAUUCGUUUGCAUUGUUUUGGUGGUUUGAUUUGGGGUUUUACAUGUUCGAGGGGUUUCAUUUGCGGCAUUGUCUUCGCGCUUCGUAGGGAGGUUUAUGAUCGUUUAUUAUUUUCGUUUAUGAUGCUCUGUUUUUAUAGAUGACAAUGUUUUUGGUUUUUGAUUGUGUCUUCGCGGUUUUUGACAAUGUCAAUGUCUUCGCGCUUUUUGAGGUAGGUUUUUUUAUUUCCUAAUAUCUGACCAUGUUUGCGGUUUCUGAUUGUGUAGAAUGAAUGAUAAUAUAACUUUAGUAUUGCACCAUGGAGGAAGAUUCACUCCACGUGCCAGUGAUGGAAAGGUUGAAUAUAUAGGCGGAGAAUUUGACGUUUGGGAGGAUAUAUCUGCAGAUUGCCUGAAUGCAUUUAUCUUAUAUGAUCUGGUGAAAGCUUGUAAGAAGUAUAGUAAUAUAGGAGAAUGUUUUUGGUUGAUUGAUAAGGACUUAGAUUUUAAUCAUGGGUUAAGGAGUUGUACAACUGAUGGAGAUAUAUUACACUUAGUUAGGGAUGCUUUUGAAAAUGAGAAUGAGAUAAAUGUUUAUUUUCAUCAUGAAGUAGAUCCAAUUUUAGAAGAAGUCCCACAAAUGUUGUACUUGGAAUGUUAUCCAAUUCGAAAAGCUGUUGAGAAUGAGGAUGAUUUAGAUGAUGUACCUGUUGCUGGCCAUGAGGAAGAUGUUGGUGCUGGAGAGCAGACAGAUGCUGGUGAGCAGAUGGAUGCUGGUGAGCAGAUGGAUGCUGGUAAGCAGAGGGAUGGUGAUGAGCAGAGGGAUACUGAUGCUGGUGAGCAAAGAGAUGGUAGUGAGCAGAGGGAUGUUGAAGCUGGUGAGGAGAGAGAUGCUGAUGGUGAAGAGAGAGAUGUUGCUGAUAGUGAGGAGGAAAGGGAAGUUGACAGUGAUGAGACAGAUGCUGAGUGGUUUAUAAAUUUCUCUUGUAUGUUGAAUGAAGUUGAAGCUGAAGUUGAGACAGAUGGUUAUCAUUCAGAGGAGCUUAAUAUCCCCAUUAGUAGUGAUGAUGAAGAUGAGGAUGUUGAAGUUUAUCCUCAAUAUAGUCAAAGUAGUGGAGUUGGUGAACAGAAGUUGGAAUUAGGGAUGGAGUUUGGUACUCUAGAUGAAUUUAAAUCUGCCUUGAGGGAGUAUAGCAUAUUGAUGGGCAGGGAGUUCAAGUGGAAGAAGAAUGAUAAACAGAGGGCUAGAGCAAAAUGCAAGAAGGCAUUUUGUGAUUGGGAAAUCUACUGUGCAAAGAAUGAAGUUAGAAACUCUUUUCAGAUAAAGACAUUUAAGCAUAACCAUAAUUGCUGCAGAGAAGUGAACAACAAACAAGCAAAUAGACAGUGGGUGGUCAGUAAACUUGAGGGCAAACUCAGAAUGCAGCCAACCCUUAAAUGUGUUGAAGCUUUGGAAUAUUUCAAGCAAGAGUUUGGAGUGCACAUUGAAGUUACAAAGAUGUGGAGAGCCAUGAAAGAAGCAAAGCAAUUAGUGGAAGGGAAUGAGAGGAAACAAUAUGCCAAAGUAUUUGAUUAUGCACAUGAAUUGUUGAGGAGCAAUCCUGGAUCAACAGUUAAGAUCAACACAGUGCCAAGUCCAGAAGGUCCACCACAAUUUCAGAGGCUAUAUAUUUGUCUUGCUGGCUGUAAGAAGGGGUUUGUUGCUGGAUGUAGACCAUUCAUAGGUCUAGAUGGAUGUUUCCUAAAGAGUGCAUUUGGAGGAAACUUGCUCUCUGCUGUUGGGCUUGAUGGCAAUAACCACAUCUAUGUUAUUGCUUAUGCUGUUGUGGACAUUGAGAACAAAGACAAUUGGAAAUGGUUUUUAACUUUGUUGCAUGAAGAUCUUGGGGAUUACAUACAGAAUGGGUGGAAUUUCAUGUCAGACAUGCAAAAGGGACUUAUUCCAGCUUUACAGGAAGUCAUGCCUGGUGCACCUCAUAGAUUUUGUGUCUUGCAUCUUUGGAAAAAUUUUACAAAGCAAUGGAAAAGCAAGGAACUUAAAGGAAUUGUGUGGCAAUGUGCAAAAUCCACUACUGUUGCUGAGUUUGAAGGCCAUAUGGCCCAUUUGAAGACAAUCAACUGCCAGGCUUGGGAGUAUUUGAAUAAAUGGCCCAAACAAGCAUGGACAAAAGCCCACUUCAGUACAACACCCAAGGUGGACAAUAUAUGCAACAACACUUGUGAGGUAUUCAAUUCCAGAAUUCUGCAGUAUAGAUGCAAGCCUAUUAUCACAAUGCUUGAAGAAAUUAGAAGUUAUAUCAUGAGAACCAUGGCUGCCCGCAAGGUUAAACUUUCUGGAAAACCUGGACCAUUAUGUCCAGUGCAGUAUAAAAGACUAGAAAAAGAAUUCCAUUUUGCUAAUCAAUGGACUCCCAUUUGGUGUGGUGAUAACAUGGGCCUGAGAUAUGAGGUCCACAUGUGGGGGAAUAAGGUUGAGGUCAAUUUAGGUGAAUGGACAUGCACUUGUGGAGUAUGACAACUAACAGGGAUGCCAUGCCGACAUGCCAUUGCAACAAUAACUCACAAAGGAGGGAAGCCUGAGGACAUGUGUCAUGAGUGGCUGUCAAUAGAAGCUUAUAAUAAGACAUACCAGCAUUUUAUUGAACCAGUCCAAGGACCACAAUAUUGGGCCCAGACACAGUAUACACACCCUGUUCCACCACAUAAAAAGGUCCAAAGAGGAAGGCCAAAGAAAAAUAGAAGGAGAUCUGUAGAUGAGGACAAUGUCACAGGACAUAAGCUAAAGAGGAAAUUGGCUGAGUUUACAUGUGGAAGGUGUGGCCAAACCAAUCAUAACAUUAGAAGCUGUAAAAAUAUUGGAGUUCCUGUUAGGCCAAAGAAAUAUGUUGCACCAUCAACUUCCAAUGAGGAUGACCACCUAUUAUCUCAAGAUGAACAAGCUUUGAAUGAGGCUGAAGAAGCUGCUGCUCAUGUUCAACAAGAUCCGGUGGAGAUUAAUUUAUCUCAGCCUCAUUUGUCACAAGAUAGUGACAUGGAGGUCCCUGCAACUAUUGUUCCACCAAUAGCAAGGAAUAAGCUAGCCAUAACAAGAGCCAAAAAAAGGAAGGUUGCUGAUAAAGAUGAUGCAGAAAACUGAAGAACCAUUUUUUGUUGCAUUUUGAAGGUUGCUGAAGACCCAUUUUUUGUUGCGCAUUUUGAAGGUUGCUGAGUUUGAAGGUUGCUGAUGAAGAAAACUGAAGAAGCAUUUUUUGUUGCAUUUUGAUAUUAGGAUGUGUAGUUGUAUAUUUUGAAAGCUUCACUGGCAUGUGAAAUGAUGUCAAAUAUUAGGAUGUGUAGUUGUAUAGUUUGAAGGCCUACUGAACAAUUGCUUCUAACUACCAUGCUUUGGGAUGUCAAAUAUUAUGUGAAAUUGAUCUAAAGUCAUGUUUCUUCUCUUUCUUUUAUAAAUUAUACACUGUGUUGGAUU
Molecule: messenger RNA, 3795 nt
Organism: Glycine soja
Lineage: Eukaryota; Viridiplantae; Streptophyta; Magnoliopsida; Fabales; Fabaceae
Exons: 4
Coding region: 619-2844 (741 amino acids)
Biological process (GO): DNA transposition
Molecular function (GO): transposase activity; DNA binding
Source: RefSeq, a predicted model, not a curated record